AUGUUACGGAAAUUUAUUACUUUAACAACAACUCUUGUUUUAUUUACAAUCAGCUAUAGUUCAGCAGCUAAUUGGGCAGUACUGGUUGCUGGUUCUAAUGGUUGGUAUAAUUAUCGUCAUCAAGCCGAUGUUUGUCAUGCUUAUCAAAUCUUACAUAACAAUAGUAUUCCAGAUUCGAAUAUUAUUGUUAUGAUGUACGAUGAUAUAGCUCAUAAUCAAGGAAAUCCAACCAAAGGUAUUAUUAUUAAUCAUCCUAAUGGAAACGAUGUUUAUCAUGAUGUACCACAUGACUAUACCGGCAAAAAUGUAACACCGAAGAACUUUAUAAAUGUUCUGAUGGGUAAUAAACAAGCAUUGAAAGGGAUCGGUAGUGGAAAAGUUUUAGAAAGUGGACCCGAUGAUAAUGUUUUUAUCUAUUUUACGGAUCAUGGUGCUGUCGGUCUGGUUGCUUUUCCAAGUGGUGUGCUCUAUGCAAAAGAUUUCAAUGAUACAAUUACAAAAAUGUAUGACCAAAAAAAAUACAAACAAAUGGUCAUUUAUAUUGAAGCAUGUGAAUCAGGUUCAAUGCUUGAGAAUAUUCUUCUGAGUAAUAUUAACGUCUAUGCAACGACAGCAUCGAAUUCAGCCGAGUCAUCAUAUGCGUGCUAUUUUGAUGAAAAGCGACAAACCUAUUUAGGCGAUCUUUAUUCAGUUGUUUGGAUGGAAGAUACAGAUGUUGAAAAAAUCGAUCAAGAAACUUUAUAUCAACAAUAUUUAAUUACACAGAAAAAUACAAAUGCAAGCCAUGUUAUGCAAUAUGGUGAUCUUGUUUUGGGUAAAGCACAUAAUGUUAGUGAAUUUCAGAGUGAAGAAAAUCAAUUAGAUACAUCUCAGCGCACUCCCAAUCAAGCUAAUAACGAUAUUAAUUUACUUCGGUAUGAUGCAGUUCCUACUGAACAUGUUCGUCUUGCUGUAAUAUCUCGACGUUUAGCUAAUCUCCCAGAAAAUUCACUUGAAAAACAAAGUUUAGAACAUGAACUUGCUCAAUUACUUAACGAUCGAGCUGUCAUUACAAAUUCUAUUCAAAAGAUAGCAUCAAUAGCAGUAUCCAACAGUCAUAGUGGCUAUUUGGCAGCUGUGCUAGAAAAACAUAUGGCACUUACACAAUACGAUUGUUAUAAAUCUGUUACACAGCGUAUUCAAGAGAAAUGUUUCGAUCUUCAGAAUGAGUUAGUCCUUAAUAAACUUUAUAUAAUGGCUAAUUUAUGUGAAAUUGGUUUAUAUGAUUUCACUAUUAAUCAAGCUGUCGAUCAAGUAUGCCAAGCACGACUUCGCUUUGAUUAUUAA
Rotaria socialis is the source of this 1326-nucleotide messenger RNA. The record is from the annotation of a GenBank genome assembly. Lineage: Eukaryota; Metazoa; Rotifera; Eurotatoria; Philodinida; Philodinidae.